Messenger RNA from Ochlerotatus camptorhynchus, 3940 nucleotides. RefSeq names its product Brefeldin-resistant Arf-GEF family protein schizo (gene siz). The record is from RefSeq and is a predicted model, not a curated record. Gene Ontology annotation, biological process: regulation of ARF protein signal transduction; actin cytoskeleton organization. Gene Ontology annotation, molecular function: guanyl-nucleotide exchange factor activity. The coding region runs from base 447 to 3890 and encodes 1147 amino acids. The transcript is spliced from 6 exons. Lineage: Eukaryota; Metazoa; Arthropoda; Insecta; Diptera; Culicidae.
GUGAGGACGCGUGAGCUUAUUCCCAGUGACGCGUAACAAUCGUGAACAUCGAAAAUAUGCUCUCCCUCGGUAGGAAUCAAUUUCCAUGAAGCGACCUCUGCUGCUUGAUACACCAAGUACAAUAUUCAGAGGAAUGUUAACAAACAAGCAUUCAAAGUGAACUCUACAUCAGUGUAUCAUUCUGCGAUAGAAAGUGAAGAAGAACGAGGGCGCCUGCAGCCAUGGCAGCGAGACGCGCCCUAUAUGUUGACAAAACUUGAAUUAAUGCGCGCUCGGUCGUCGUCGGAAGUGGUAGUGGAACCAGAAACCAGUGAUUUCGAUCCCGCGUCACCGUUUCGGAACAAUGUUGAAUGACAAGCCACAAACGGCGCGGUAUUAUUAUUAUUCAGUGCCAGUAGCGAAACGAAAGUGCGAAUUCCAAACAAAUCCCACAACGGUGGCCAAAAAUGUACAAUAGCAACAAUACCGCCGCGACCGUUAGUGAUGCGUACGGUGGCAGUGUCAGCGACGGGACCACCAACAAUGGCGGUGACAAUACUCGACCGGAAUUCCAGUGUGAUUGUGUGUGCUUGUGCUGUUGUCAGUGCUAUGACGUUAAACCAUCGAUGGAGAUCAUACCCGUCGCCGCACUGAACAACAACAAUGCAAUCGACAAUACUCACAAAAUUAACUCACAGGAUCUCGUUGUACAUCGGUUGCGGCGGCGACGCCGGAAACGUCGAGCCAAAUCCGGUAACUUUGAGCAACUGCUCAGUUCCAGCGAGAAUCCCACCAAAGCAUCUAGUCUGCUGAUUAACGGUUCUCAUCUGAACCGCCGAAAUUCAGCCUAUUGCAUCUGCAAGCUCCAGAUCAAAUUCGUAUGGUAUGAGUUGUCGCAGGAUCUGUUGGACAAGCAGAUCGAACUGUUGGAGCGCAAGUACGGUGGAGUUAAGGCGCGCACCGCAGCCCUCACCAUUCAGCGGGCGUUCCGGCACUACACGAUGGUGAAGAAGUUUGCCUCGAUUACAGCAAUGGCCAAGGCGGAGAAGCGCAUGAGCCGAAGGGUUCAACACCAGCAGCAGCAGGCGGAACUGGAAAUGAUGCAGCAACAGCAGCAGCUUCACCAGAGCCACCUAGCGGAGGAAGGGCAGCAGUACGAGGAUGGUAGCCUCGUCGGUGGACAGCGCGUUUGUGCCACAAUCUCCGCCACCCCGCCGGGAACGCUACACCACCGGGUUACGCCGGUCCGAUCGAUGUCCCUCCGCGAGCGUCGUCUCGAUAGCAGUCCGAUUCCCCGCAGCCAAUCGGGAACCGCUUCGCCUGCCCCACCUGCCAACAGUUCCUGGUCCCAGAGCCAAAUGUCCACAACGGUUGCGACCGGAUCGCCACAGCAACAACAACAACAGCAGCAGCAGUACUCGCACCCGCACGUAAAUAUCCUGCACCAACAGCAGCAGCAUUACUACAGUAGCGGAGGAGUCCCUUCGUCCUCGCCCCACCAGCUGCAACAGUACCAAAGCCAAUACGGAUCCCAGGAUCUGAACAUCAGCGGUGGCAGUUCCGUGCUGGACUCGACCAUUUCGUCUAUGAAUCUGUCCUGGAACAGUGGUUCCGGAACGGCCAUUGUUGCCACUGCCGGCAGUGCACACCAAAGCCCCUACACCCCACAUUAUACGGCCGCACAGAUCUACAUGCGCCCGCGUGGAAUUGGCAUCGGAAGUUCCGGUGGCAGUUCCGGAUCGGCCGCCAGCAGCUGCAGUGCCAGUCGCAAAGUGCCACCGGAAGUACCAAAGAGAACGUCUAGUAUCACCUCCCAGCACACACCGAACCGAUCACUAAGGCCCAACGGUCUCUGCAAAACGGCCGAAAACGGAUCGCUCAGUUCGGUUCAGUCAUCCGGCAGCGAUUCUUCGGCUUCGGCCGAACGAAUACAAGGCGUCGGGGAGCUGGGAUCGGAUCGAUCCAGCUCACCCCAGUGGAAGCGAAAGGGGCCGGGUAGCAGUAGUGGAAGCGCUACCGGAAUCGUUAUGACCGCUCAAAGUCCGGACCUGAUGAUCAGUGCAACGACGGGGACCGGAGUGCAGAGUGGCAGCAGUGCCAACGUCACCAUCAGCAGCAUAGAAAACGAAUGUCUCAGCUCACAUACCAGCGCCGCACAGUAUUCGAUGGAGCAGCACGACCAGAUAGUGCACACACCCACCAGCUACAAGGUUUCGGAAACGAUCCGGAAGCGACAGUACCGGGUGGGGCUGAAUCUGUUCAACAAGAAGCCCGAACGAGGUAUAACCUAUCUGAUUCGGAAGGGCUUCCUGGAGAACACCCCGCAGGGUGUAGCUCGGUUUCUCAUCUCGCGCAAGGGUCUCUCCCGGCAGAUGAUUGGCGAGUACCUCGGAAACCUGCAGAACCAAUUCAACAUGGCCGUACUGGACUGCUUUGCCGGCGAGCUGGAUCUCUCUGGAAUGCAGGUCGACGUAGCGCUGCGCAAGUUCCAAGGCUACUUCCGAAUGCCAGGUGAAGCGCAGAAGAUCGAACGGCUCAUGGAGGUCUUCUCGGCGCGGUACUGCCAGUGUAACACGGACAUCGUGGCGCGCCUUCGCUCGAACGAUACCGUCUUUGUGCUGGCAUUCGCCAUCAUCAUGCUCAAUACAGAUCUGCACACCCCGAAUCUGAAACCGGAACGGCGCAUGCGCUGUGACGAUUACAUCAAGAACCUGCGCGGAAUCGACGACUGUCACGACAUCGAUCGGGACAUGCUGACCGGGAUCUACGAGCGGGUCAAGGCGAACGAGUUCAAACCCGGCUCGGACCACGUGACGCAGGUGAUGAAGGUGCAGGCGACCAUCGUCGGAAAGAAACCGAACCUGGCCCUGCCGCACCGCCGUUUGGUGUGCUACUGUCGGCUGUACGAAAUUCCGGACAUCAACAAGAAGGAACGGCCCGGAGUGCACCAGCGGGAGGUGUUCCUGUUCAACGAUCUGCUCGUGAUCACCAAGAUCUUCAGCAAGAAGAAGAGCUCGGUCACGUACACGUUCCGCAAUAGCUAUCCGCUGAGCGGAAUGGUGGUCACGCUGCUGGAUGUGCCGAACUACCCGUACUGUAUCCGCCUGUCGCAGAAGGUCGACGGCAAGGUGCUGGUCACGUUCAACGCCCGCAACGAGCACGACCGGUGCAAGUUCGCCGAGGACCUCCGGGAAUCCAUCAGCGAGAUGGACGAAAUGGAAUCGCUCCGCAUCGAGGCCGAACUGGAGCGGCAAAAGUCGGCCCGCGGCCAGCGGGGUGCCAACAGCGAGAACCGCGACUCGGGCGUUGCCGACGUGGAGGUCUGCGCUGGCCAGUAUCACCACCAUCAUCUUCAUCAAGGUAGUGGCCCGAUCGGCGGCGGUGUCUCGCCUAGCGAAUGCGGAAUUGCACACACACAUAGCGAAGCACAGUUGAAGCGAAGCGCUCUUAGCAAUUCACUCUUAGAUAUGCACGAACAAUUUGGAAAUGAGAAGCCUCAACGGCGUGGUAGUGUUGGCUCGCUUGAUAGUGGAAUGUCGAUCUCAUUUCAAUCCACCUCCGCAAGCACGGGUUCACGUAGUGACAUUAAGGUGAGAAUGCUGCCUCAUAGCAACACAUCCGGUCAGAUCAUAAUGCAUGCCGGCCAACAUGCCACUGCCCUGAUGGGUGCCAUCUAUCAUCAGCAAAUUCUGCAACAGCAACCGCUACCAACAGCAGCAGUGGCAGCAGUCGCCGUGGCAACGCAGCCAAUCAACGGACAACCACCGCAGCAGCUAGUGGCGACGCAGCCAAAUCAGCCACAGCAACAACUUCCGGUGACGCGACGAGAGCGGAAACUCUCCCGCUCGGAAGACGGUGCCACGUUGACCGCGGCCAACGGUGGCGUGGUUGGACGCUCAACAGAAGUCUAAGCUUUCUUCUGGUUCUAUACAUGCUUCAUAGUAGUAGAAAUCUGCAAAAA